Protopterus annectens (West African lungfish) is the source of this 5437-nucleotide messenger RNA. It is a transcript of the gene KCNH3, whose product is annotated as potassium voltage-gated channel subfamily H member 3. Gene Ontology annotation, biological process: potassium ion transmembrane transport; regulation of membrane potential. The record is from RefSeq and is a predicted model, not a curated record. The coding region runs from base 1586 to 4915 and encodes 1109 amino acids. Gene Ontology annotation, molecular function: voltage-gated potassium channel activity. Gene Ontology annotation, cellular component: membrane. The transcript is spliced from 15 exons. Lineage: Eukaryota; Metazoa; Chordata; Ceratodontiformes; Protopteridae.
UAUUUUUCUGCACGAUCACCACCUGCUUUAAAGUAGCCAUCAAAGAAAGGUUAUCUAAUACCAAAUAAAUAGGGCUACUGCUGCGUGUUAAUCCUACCCUAAUUUUUUGAUAGCAGGAUGACCUAGAAGAACAUCAUAUCUUUUGGUCUUUUAGUUACUUAGAGCAGCACGAAAGUUGUAUGAACUGCUGCCGUUCAAGUGACUGGCUGGUGUUCCGCCCGCAGGACGUAAAGCGGUUCGUCUCUUGACAACAAGGGACACACCGGCGCUACAGGGCAGGUGCAUCCAGCUCACAGCAGAUGGGGAAUUCUAAUUCGCCCGCACUCUGGCCCUUUAAUAGAGGAGCAGGGUGCGGCUGCUGUUGCUAUGGUACCCGUAAAUGAAAGAUGCUGCAUCUAAAAAGGUUUCUCGCUAGACUACGACAAGUGUUAAAACCUGCAGCAGCUUCAUAGUCUGUUAAUGCAGCUGUUAUUAUUUUAUUUAUUAACGGUAAGAAGUCUAACAGAGAGGACUGUUCACUUCCACUGUAAACAAGAGACCCGAAAGACUUGGCAACACUUACAGUUUAAUAAGUAAAAGAUCUGAAGUGGAGUAAAAUGAAAGGGUGUACUUGGACAUGACGAAAGGGUGUACUUGGACAUGACGAUAAAAGGGGAAAACUGACCCAAAGAGUAAAACUGACUCCUAUGUCUCUGUGGAAUAACUUACAGCAGCAAAGUUCUGCAUUUAAUGUAAUGUAAGGACCAUGACUUAAUUUUCAGAAACCAAAGAACCGCCGAACCCGAACUGGAACAGUGGAAUAAGAUGCGAGAGAUCACUGUCGCCAAAAGAGGGUCUAGAGAUUAGACAGCUAGCCUUUUAACUACAGCUUUGGGACUGUAGAGGACAGACGUUAGCUUUCUUACUUGUACAACGGCUGUGUUGAGGGGGGAAUAUGACAGUACUUAAUGAGUACAACCAGCGCUAUAGACAUAGUUACUUUAAUGGUCAAUACCAGAGGUAAAAGAACAAUACUCAAGGCAUCCUGCAAAUUUGAAGGCUACUAUACAAGAGAUAAACUUUCUGAAGGUAGAAAUAUUCCAAGAUGUUAACAAUGUGUGAUACUCUUGCUAUUUAAAUGAACUGAAAUAUCCCCACUUUUAAAAAAAGACGUUGCAUUAUCCAUGGAAAGGUGGAGAAGUAGGUGCUUACUAAUGGUACAGAAUGAUGGGACAUUGCUGAGCUGCAGUGGAGGCUGGGCGACUUUCUGAUUUGAUCAGGAGGCUGCAGGUCUCCUAUGCUGUAGGGAAACAAUGGACAUGUGACUUAAAAAAGAACUUCAAGGUCCCCAGGUUUGUGGUUUUGAGGGUGAAAUUCCCACUGUUUUUACACUUUUAUCUACCAUUGGCCUGGCAUUCAGCAUUACUCACAAUGCAGUCUUUUGAGCAGCAACAAGGAAAAGCUGGCAUUCCACUAUGAGAGCUAAAAAAAUGGUUGUUUCAUAAAAUGCUUUGACUUUGUGGAAAAAAAAGACUAGACUUGUACUGGCUCCUGCUGCUAUUGCAUCUUCUCACUUGGAUGGAGAGCAGGUUGAUAAGUCCGGAAGAUGCCUGUGAUGAGAGGUCUCCUUGCCCCUCAGAACACCUUUCUGGACACAAUAGCAACAAGGUUUGAUGGUACACACAGCAACUUUGUCCUGGGGAAUGCUCAAGUACUAAAUACCUUUCCUGUCGUGUACUGUUCAGACGGAUUUUGUGACCUCACUGGUUUCGCCCGCGCAGAGGUGAUGCAGCGAAGUUGUGCCUGUACUUUUUUAUAUGGAGCAGAUACCAGUGAGGCCCUCAAGGCACAAAUUCAAAAGGCACUAGAUGAGAGGCACGAAUUUAAGGCAGAGCUCAUCUUUUAUAAAAAGGGAGGUGCUCCAUUCUGGUGUCUGUUAGAUAUUGUUCCCAUUAAGAAUGAAAAGGGAGAAGUUGUUUUAUUCCUGGUUUCCCACAAAGAUAUCACUGCCAGCAAAACAAGGGCUCUAACUGACAGCAGGAGGGAAUCAGGUGGCCAAAGACAUUUUGGCAGAGCAGGAGCUACAGGGUUCAGUGCCAAUCGUAGGAGAAGCAGAGCUGUCCUCUACCACCUUUCUGGGAGCCUACAGAAACAAUCUGACAGCAAACUCAAGCUCAACAAGAGUGUGUUUGGAGAAAAGGCAUCACUCCCAGAGUACAAAGUAGCAGCCAUCCAGAAAUCCCGGCUUAUCCUUCUUCACUAUGGCACAUUUAAAGCAGGUUGGGAUUGCCUGAUUCUCCUAGCCACAUUCUAUGUAGCAGUGACUGUGCCCUAUAGUGUCUGUUUCAACACUGAAAAGGAUGAAGGCAUUGUCUCCUCCCGAGGACCACCUAGUGUCUGCGAUCUUUCUGUUGAGAUUCUCUUCAUCUUAGAUAUUGUUUUAAAUUUCCGUACAACAUAUGUCAGCAAAUCUGGACAAGUGAUCUACAACCCUCACUCAAUAGCUGUCCAUUAUGCAACAACUUGGUUCUUUCUUGACCUAAUUGCUGCUUUGCCAUUUGACCUUUUGAAUGCCUUUAAAGUCAAUGUAUAUUUUGGCGUUCAUCUGUUGAAGACUGUGCGCCUCCUGAGACUGUUGCGACUUCUCCAGAAGUUGGACCGCUAUUCUCAGUACAGUGCUGCAGUCCUGACACUCCUCAUGACCAUGUUUGCACUCCUUGCACAUUGGAUGGCAUGCAUCUGGUACUUCAUUGGCCAGCAGCAGAUCGAGAGCUGUAACUCAGAACUGCCCGAGAUUGGUUGGCUACAAGAACUUGCACGUCGUUUGGGCACCCCUUACUUUGUUGUGGAAACUACACGCACUCCGUUCACAAAUGCCACUGCACCACCUCUGCUUGGAAACUGCAGCAGCAACAGCAGCAGCCAUGAGUUAAUGGGAGGUCCAUCUCUCCGCAGCUCCUACAUAACUUCCUUGUACUUCGCUCUCAGCAGCCUGACCAGUGUGGGUUUUGGCAAUGUGUCAGCAAACACAGACUCUGAGAAGAUCUUCUCUAUUUGUACCAUGUUAAUUGGAGCACUGAUGCAUGCCGUAGUUUUUGGAAAUGUCACAGCCAUCAUCCAGAGGAUGUAUUCACGGCGAUCUCUAUACCACACUCGCACUAAGGACCUGAAAGAUUUCAUUCGCAUUCACCGGAUUCCUAAGCCUCUCAAACAAAGAAUGCUGGAGUAUUUUCAAACCACAUGGUCUGUCAAUAAUGGCAUUGACACUACAGAGCUUUUAAAAGACCUCCCUGAUGAGCUGAGAGCUGACAUUGCAAUGCACCUUAACAAAGAGAUUCUGCAGCUGCCCAUCUUUGACUCUGCCAGCCGGGGCUGCCUACGCUCCCUGUCCCUCAAUAUUAAGCCAUCAUUCUGCACUCCAGGCGAAUAUGUCAUCCGUCAAGGGGAUGCUUUGCAGGCCAUCUAUUUUGUCUGCUCAGGGUCUAUGGAAGUCUUGAAGGACAACACAGUUCUGGCAAUACUAGGAAAAGGAGACUUGAUUGGCUCUGACCUCUCAUCAAAGGACCAGGUGAUCAAGACAAAUGCAGAUGUGAAAGCUCUUACCUACUGUGAUCUACAGUGCAUUCAUCUCAAGGGACUAUAUGAGGUGCUAGACCUAUACCCAGAGUACUCAGUGAAAUUUACCAGGGAGAUUCGGCAUGAUUUGACAUACAACUUGAGGGAGAUCAACACACCAGAGAUAGAUGGUGAUCAACUUAAGUGUGUGCAGAACAAGUUACCAUCCAUUAUUGAAAAUGAAGAGCCUGGCAAAAAUGAAGAUACACUACAAUGUCCAAAAGUAAGUGGCACACAAGGAGAUGGAGGUACUGCUGACAAAUCACCGGGACUCUUCCCAUCACCAAGGCAAGCCCCUCCUUCAUUCACACCACGUAGUACUAAACACUUGUCACCAGGCAGACCGAAUCAUAGGGUGUCCUUAUCCCGAGAGCGGAAUUCAGCAACAUGUAACAAACCGGAUGACAGAUGUAGUCUGGCAAGCAGGAGGGGGAAAGUAAAUGAACUGCAGAUACAUGAUAUUAGCUGGAAUGUUCCCCCAGAUCUAAGCCCUAGGUUUGUGGAUGGGAUUGAAGAUGAUGGAGCAGAGUCUGACAGGCAGAAGUUUGACUUUCUGUCUUGCCCAUCUGGUCAAGGUGGAAGUACUCCUGGGGCAGAAAGUGGCCUGUUAGCUGUUCAGUUCACUCCAACGGCUUCAGUGAGUGACACAGAAAUGACCAAAGAAUGUAUUGCUAACCUGAGCCAAGGGGUGUCUCAGCUCUCUCAACAGGUGUCACAAAUGCGGGAGGAUAUUCAGUCUCUUAUGCAGUACAUUAAGCUGAUGUUGGAAGGCCAGAGGCCACAGACUAAUAUUCUGCCAGGAAGACUAUCACCACACCCUGCUUCUUCUAGUAGGACAGACUUGCGAGCAACUUCAGCUGCUUCUCCACAUGCUCACUCUGUGGAUUUCCAAAGGCUAUACCAAUCAGAAAUUUGGAAUUCACAUCCAGAUGCAUUACGGACUAGAAAUCUAGUAGGACCUUCCAUAACAGCCACACCACCUUGGCCACCAGGAUCUCUGGCGCCGCCUUCCCAGUGGCCAUACUGGGAAAGUUUGGAGAUCUCUACGACACCUGAACAGUUGGAGCCCACUGCUGCUGGUUGUACAGUAGCACCUCCACCACCUAGGGAUGCUUGUUUUCAAGACCUUUGCUGCCAUAGUACAGAAGACAAUGAAUCCCUAAGAUUAAGAACAACUGGACCAUCCAGUCCUAGCAGCUCCAUGCUCUCCUGGGAUCCUGAGGGCAUAGAGAUGGUUUUAGUAGGCUCUCCCAAAGAUGCCUGCAAACAUUAUGCUUUAAAUUCUGUUAAACUUUCAUAUGAAGAUGGUACAAGCCUGUGACACAGAUAUUUUGGGAUGAAAACUUGAUAUGCUCCUUGCAUCCUACUGCAUGAUGAGAAUGUUUCAUUAAAUCACUUUAGGGGAGAUCAGUUUACUCCUUAUAAAAUUUAGUUUUAUAGUUCUAUUGUUUGGCACUUUUUUGUUUAUUUUGGCAUGUACAGAUCUUUGUUUGCUGAUGUUGUGGCUAUAAAAUCCAAUCUAUUGGCAAAUACAUGCAAAUUUACUGGGUAUUUAACCAAAACAAAGUGACAUAGAGUUGCAGAGAUGAUAACCUUAACAUGUUGUUUAUUCCAUGCUGCCAGAUUUUUUUUUUCAGAUCACAAUGUGCAUUAAGGAGAACAUUGUUCCAUACUGAUUGGCUGAAUCAUUUGUCUUGAAUCACUGAAAUACAGAAAGCAAUGAGAACUAUCAUUCAGCAUGCUAAUCUUACUGAUUCUGUUAUUCAGGAGUUAUUUACUGCAAGUUUACUCCCUAAAAAGCCCUAAAAUCAAACUCAUUCAAAAUAAAGAAAAUGAGCCAAUA